Molecule: messenger RNA, 3726 nt
Organism: Gopherus evgoodei (Goodes thornscrub tortoise)
Lineage: Eukaryota; Metazoa; Chordata; Testudines; Testudinidae
Gene: ZNF385D
Product: zinc finger protein 385D
Exons: 9
Coding region: 166-1440 (424 amino acids)
Cellular component (GO): nucleus
Molecular function (GO): nucleic acid binding; zinc ion binding
Source: RefSeq, a predicted model, not a curated record
GACUGCCUGCAAAGCACUCAUCCUGAGGAGGCACACUACUCACUCACUGUUCCUAUGCUGGGAAAUUUCCACGCAAUGUAGAAUGAAAGAGCUCUGUUUUACAUGUCAGCCCUGUUCGGGAGCUAAUGCUGAAUACACAGCAGUGGGAUUCUGACUACAUGAUUAAUGAGAAACAUCAUGUAUUUUGGUGGCACAUGCCAGAGCCCUGCUCUUCCAGCCCUGGUGCGUACUCCAGCCCCACCAUUACAACCAUCGCUGGAUAUUAAACCAUUUCUUCCAUUUCCACUGGAUACAGCAGCAGCAGUCAAUCUCUUCCCCAACUUCAAUGCAAUGCUAUACCGUGGUUGUGCCUGUUACUUAAACCUACCUAUAUGUGAAGCAGUGUACACCAGAAAACGGAUUGUAGAGAAGAACCUCAAGAUGGACCCAGUUCAGAAAGCUGUAAUAAAUCAUACAUUUGGGGUUCCUCUUCCUCAUCGAAGAAAGCAAAUCAUAUCAUGCAACAUUUGCCAGCUGAGAUUUAAUUCUGAUAGCCAGGCUGCGGCCCAUUACAAAGGCACUAAACAUGCCAAGAAGCUCAAAGCACUGGAAGCCAUGAAAAAUAAGCAGAAAUCUGUUACUACCAAGGACAGCGCAAAGACUACCUUCACUUCCAUCACUACCAAUACCAUCAAUACCAGCUCUGACAAAACAGACCUUACCAUUGGGACACCAGCAAUAUCAACAACAACAGUGGAAAUUCGAAAAAGCAGUGUUAUGACAACUGAAAUCACCUCUAAAGUGGAAAAAAUCCCCACAACAGCCACUAGCAGCAACACAUGCCCUUCCGUGGAGACCGAGGAAGAAAAGGCAAAAAGACUCCUUUACUGUUCACUAUGCAAGGUUGCUGUCAACUCCACCUCACAGCUGGAGGCGCACAACAGUGGGACUAAGCACAAAACCAUGUUGGAAGCUCGGAAUGGAAGUGGAACUAUUAAAGCCUUUCCUCGGACAGGCGUCAAAGGCAAGGGACCUGUUAAUAAAGGAAACACAGGCCUACAAAACAAAACAUUUCACUGUGAAAUUUGCGAUGUGCACGUAAACUCUGAGACACAACUUAAACAGCACAUAAGUAGUAGAAGGCACAAAGAUCGAGCUGCUGGGAAACCCCCUAAACCUAAAUAUAGUCCUUACAACAAACUCCAAAAGGGAGCACAUCCACUUGGGGUAAAAUUAGUAUUUUCAAAGGAACCUUCAAAGCCAAUGGCUCCACGAAUCUUACCAAACCCACUAGCAGCUGCAGCAGCAGCUGCUGCUGUGGCUGUGAAUUCCCCUUUCAGUCUUCGAACAGCCCCAGCAGCUACCCUAUUCCAGACUACAGCACUUCCUCCAGCACUCCUACGACCAGCUCCUGGGCCUAUACGGACCACCCAUACUCCUGUGCUGUUUGCUCCUUACUGAACUCCAAACAGGAAUCAAUUGUACUGCAAUAAUUUUUCAAAACAAAAACAAACAAAAAGAAGCAAAUCAAGAACAUGGAACUAUGCAGUGUUUAUUUAUAGUUUAAAGUAUAUAUGAAGAGCCAGGACUUUUGAUAGAGAAUUGAUCAAAUUCUAAAAGAGGGAAGGGGGCAGUAUUUUCUCCAGAUGAGAACAUCCCUCUUGAAUAUUGACUGUUUUAGAAGUGAUCUCCAGCAUUGACUCACAGUGAUAUACAGAACUUGUGAAGCCUUUUUGACUAUGCUUUUUGGCACAUAUUUCCCCUGAAAUGUCUUUCCUGCUUUAUGAAACAACUUACAAAUUUGUCUAAAGGGCAUUAACUGGUUCCAAUGUACAUAAAAUACUCUAUUCUGUAGAUUAAAAGAAGAAGAAGAAAAAAGAAACACUGUGAAUAGUAGUACCCUUACUGAUCCUCCUGCCAAAUGAGCAGUUACUGGGUAUUUUUCUGAACAAAAGUAGCUACAAUAGAUGUCUUGUACAACAAUAGUAUUGUGUCUCUAUCUAUGCCACUAGGUUUAUAACUGAGUUGCAAAAGGUAAAAUGAACAAAUUAUCUCACUUUGUUAAAUAAGCAAAAUGACAAUGAUAAUGUGGUGUUUCUAGUUAGAAAACUUUCCUUUCCUCUUCUCACCUAAUAGAAAAAGUUAAAGUACAGAGACAUACAGUAGAUCUAUGGUUAAGACAAAAUAAGAGAUAAAGAACAUUUAGUGCAAAAAUUCCAUAUGCUGUACACUAAAUAGGCACAUUUCUAUCUAAAUGAAAAAUAUGUGUACAGUGUAUGUAUCCGAAAGAGCUAAUACUUACAGGAUGGAACUAACAUGAAAGGCAUAAAGGUGGACAGCAAAAAUAUUCCGUUUUCAUGAGUCACAGAGAAGUAUAACUUCAUUAGUGGUAAAACAAAGUGAUGUCAAGAGUGGGUUAUUCAUGGUCAUACCUAGCAUAUAAAAACCAACUGUGAAAAACUGGCCCCUUUGAGAACAGGAGAUUUGCCACUGACUUCAGAGGAGCCCAAGACUAGGACAUAUUCUUUUUAUAUCAUACCAGUGGGACUGUCUGUAUUAAGUAGAGGUCAACACUUGUUUGUUAUAGGUAUAGUAAUAGAAAUAAAUAUGUUCUAUUAUUUUAUUUCCUACUCAUGUGAUAUACACACAUAUAUAUAAUCUAAGCAGCAACACACAAUAUACAUAUUAUGAAAUAAUUGCACAUCAUGGGUCUGAAGCAAAUACCAUCUUUAGGAUCCUAGUGGACUCUACAUUCUGUAUCUGAUCUUUGCUUCUUUGCAAGGGUUUAAAGCCUUAUAUAUUCACUAUGAGGCUUAAAGGCGUUGAUAGUGUCCCUAUAAAAUAGGAUUCAUCAGGGGUAUAUAUAGAUAUAUUGUAUAUAUGUUAGAGUAAGAAAAAUAACUUAUAAACAGAAAAUCUACUAUAUAAAGUAAUUAUAUUACCAUUCAGUUUCAUAUGUGGAUCAUUAAAUAGUAACAAACAGCAGAGAAGAAAAUUCGGCAUGUCUUGAAUCUCUGAUAUGUGGUGCCUGCUUUUCCCCGUAGGGAUCUGAAAAAUAUCUGUUAAAAUUAUGGAGUGGACUGCUGAGUCUGAUGCAGUCACUCUGACGUGUAGCUCAGUGAAAAUCCUACCGUACUUUUAAGACAAAGAAAAAAAUUGAAACCAUAAUUUAAGUUCAGAGGUGUGUGUGUGGGGGGGGGUUUAAAAGAUUUUAUAACAAUGCUUUUAAUAUAAAAUAGUGGCCAUGGGGUCGCUACCUAAAAGUGCUUGGGGUUAACAUAAGCAGUUUGGGAGAUGUACAAGAUGGGAAUAUGCAGCACCCUGGACUUUCAGUUUAUUAGUGGGCCUUCCAUACACAUUUUUAAAGCUUAUCUGAAUAUAAUUUUUUUUUUACAAAAAUAAAUAAGAGCGAGAAAGAAAAGGUGUUCCCUGGAUGGCUGUGUCCAAAGAAUUCCAAAGAGAUGUGUUUAUUUCUCUGUAAGGAUAAAUUAAAAUAAGCUGUGUAUUAAUCAUGUCUAUUAUUUGGUCCAGGUUAUCUGCAAAAGUUUGUGCCUUGAAAUCAAGUUGGUUGAUAGUAAUCACCUUAAUCAGAUACAGGACACAAACUACAUACUGUGGUGAUUUCAGGAUUACUUACUUACAUGAAUUUCUUUGGCCCAAGAUAUUCAUAAAUAGGAGAGAAGGAUCAGAGGGGUAGCUGUCUUAGUCUGGAUCUGUAAAAGCAGCAAAGAAUCCUGUGGCACCUUA